Sporisorium graminicola is the source of this 5664-nucleotide messenger RNA. RefSeq lists its product as uncharacterized. The transcript has 2 exons. The record is from RefSeq and is a predicted model, not a curated record. Lineage: Eukaryota; Fungi; Basidiomycota; Ustilaginomycetes; Ustilaginales; Ustilaginaceae. The coding region runs from base 1 to 5664 and encodes 1887 amino acids.
AUGCAAGAUUCACACCCGCCCGCGUCGGCGCCAUCAUCGUCGUCGCUCGCUGUCGAAUCACAGUCCGACUUGGAGCCCAAACCCACUUGGGCCCAGAUCAGCUUCGAUGACGACUUCGACCUCAACCUCGCUGCCAGCCCCAAUCUGGGCGCAACAAAGGAUCUCUGGUCAACAUCAGCGCAAUCACCAAAAUCGCUCAGCCAAGGCACUGCAGCAGCAACUCCUCCAGCUCCAACGUAUUCGGACACUUCUAUCCCUGUUCAUCCCAACGAAGGGCGGCUCGUCCAGCAGGACAGAAAGAUCUCACUCAGCCCAGAGUCGGCCAACAAGGCGCUUCCGCAACUCCCGGCCAUCUCUGCCACCGCCCCCACUACCGUUACCGCAGACGCUGAAACCUCGGAUCGCCUUCAGCCAUCCCGCGAAUCGCCUGCGUCUGUUUCAACAAGCACGCUUCCCGUUUCGACUAGCUUUGUCAGCACUGCACAUUCUCGCAAACCCUCGUCUCAGGAUGGAGCACGUACACCCAAGCCGCCAGGCACUCCGCCAGUGCACUCGUUCGCUUCGCCCAUCGUCACAGCCGCCACGCCUGAGCAGCCGCAACGUUUCGACCUUGCCGACACCCCCACGGCGCAUCGACGUCAGAACAGCGGCAACGUACUGUCCGAUCGGCGCCAAGCAGAACCGCCAUCUCGCCCUGUCUCGUCAGCGGAUGCCUACAUGAAACCCAUCGAAACGCUCCAAUCCGAAAACUCGAGCCGUCCUGGUACAGCCAUGAGCCAUCUCAGCGGUUCCAAUUGGAUGCACGACGGUCCCGGCAACCGCAGCAGCGUCGGCACCUCCUCGAGCACGCCCAUGAACCAGGCAAAGCGCGCUUCGGUGCUGUCGUUUCAAACCGCCAACAGUGCAGGCUUCACGAGCGGCGACGAAGCGAGAGCCUCUGACCGAGAUCAUCUCCCCGACAAGGCGUUUGCCACGGCCAACGAUUCCGCACCAGCUCAAGUUACUGCUGCUGCUUCAGCUCAGCCGACUGUGAUCCGCCCUUGGCUCAAUCGAGGUGCCUCGGGCUACGGCACUUCACCCGACGAGCGUUUCAUUCCUGGGGGACUUCCUGGCUCCUUCUGGGAUGAGCCAGCUUCCCAAACUCGCACCACCAUUCCUGUCGUUGAUGCAGCUGCAGCUGCUUCCACUGCCUCGACGCCUACGCAGCUUGAUGUUCAGUCCGGACUUGCCGACGUGAUCACCAAUCACGGAAACACCAGCAACGGCGAUCUUCGGGGCUCCCGCGAGUCGGCUGCUACCAAUCCCGAGUCGAUACCCGCACUCGCACCUAUCAACACGCAGGGCCUGGCUCCCGCUUCACCUAAUGCACCGCUCUCGUCCACCACCAUUGCUGCCCCAUCCGACGAGACGGCACAGGCAAUCCGCCGGUCGCCUGACCUUGUCCGAGACCGACAGCCUUACGUGCCAUUCCCCGUAGAUGCUGCUGCACCGCUGCCUCCUGCCAAGGACGUGCGUCCGGUCCAGACUGUUGCUCCCGUGGUUUCGUACAACUCGCAGCGCGGUGGUGUCGGCCAGAGCUUCGAUCAGACAGCUGGCCCAGCUCCGGCGGGAAACCUUGUGCCACCACCUCUGCCCUCCGAGACUGGAAGUCAACACCCACCCUUUUCGUCAGACAUGCUCAUGAAUGGUCCUGCCGACCAUAGACCUGUCUCUGAUUACCGCAAGAAGCCCUUGGCCGACAUUUCGCCAGCACAGAAGGCUGCCGGUCUCGCCCAUCUCCAGGCACAGGCGAAAGCUGCCAAGCAGCAGGCUAGCAUGGACAGGCCGUCGCACACUCCUCCCCCGACGAAUCCGCCUAACGAGGCACCACCCAUCCCCGUCCUCGAGCGUGGCCGUCGCAAGUCGAACGCCAGUCUGACCGCCAACGUAGCCCUAGCACAGGCCGCUGCUGCUAGCACAGGUGCACCUCGAGGCGAUGCGAUCGAUCGGCCCGAUACGCCAAGCGCCGAGAGCGCCUCGCAAGAGUCCAGUGCGCCGCCCGACGGCGAGAUCGAGGCACGCGCAGAGUGGGAGCGCAGACGCAGGAUGAAGCCCAAGAACGGCAGAAAGCAGUCCGAGCUAUCCAAACCGCAAAAGGGUCGCUCUGACACCUUCAAGAGCCAGCUCAGACCGCUCCAGCUCGUCCCCGCCGACAACAACCUCAACAGCUUUGCAGCUCGGAACGGCAUCGGUGCCCGCGCAAACGGCGACCGAACUAGCUUGGCACCCGGCGAUCGCAACGCCAGCGCACUCACAUCCACCUCAGCUGACGCGUCCAGACAAACCUAUAGCACGCAGCAAUUGCAGAAGCUACAAGCGCGCGAGCAGAGGAGGAGCGUGGGAGCUUUCAGUGCUGCCAUGGCGGCAGCCAACGUUGUUUCGAGCGGCAGCAAUGGACCCUAUCCCGUCUUUGCCUCUCCCAACACAGGACCUCAAAAGGUCGGCUCGCGGCAGUAUCCCGGCCUCAUGGCACAGCGCAGUCUGGUGCCUCCCUUCGAGCUCCAACACCGCCCUGACGGCCUUCCUUCGGGCCUUAUUGGACCGGACGGUGUGCGAAGGAGCCUCAACGAUCCCGAGGUGUGUCUCGAGUGCAUGAUGCGCGACGAAGACAUGAUUGACAUUCGCGUCGUUGGGGAGGGCAUCUGGGAACGUGAGAGUGACAAGGAUUUUGAAGAGGCGGUCCGCCUCGAGGCAGAAGAAGCAGCAGCCAACGCUAACGGCGGCGCCUAUGGUCCGAGCGGAAGCAGCGGUCAUGGCGAUAGUCUCAGUAGCCAUCGUGAUUCGCGAGGCUCUCGCAGGCCACGCAAGAAAAUCGGAAAGGGCGAACCUCUCACCGUCGAGCGACUCAAACUCCACACGCAGAUGAACCCGCCCGCAUCCUCAUUCCGAUGGCGCACGCUGCAGACGUUUUUGGCUGUGCAAGCCAAGUAUAUUGCCAUGGAGCAGCAGAGGAUGCGGCUCGAGGCCGAGAAGAAGACGAGGCAGAACACAGAUUCCAUGAGCAGCCGCGGCAGCAUGAUCAUGUUGGACGCACCCGCGCCUGCAACGGCUCAGCAGCCGGAGCGCGGCCUCUCUUCGCCCUUCGCGCCGCCUCGGGAAGCUUCCACUGCUAUCGCCUCGGUCCCUGCACGCCAGUCGAUACUACAGACGUCGAAAGAUGACAGCGGCCUGACACCACAGGAAAAGCAAGAGAAGGAGCGCGAUGUGGCAGCAGCUCAAGCGGCUCGCAAGAAGAUGACGGCUGGCGCAGUGCCUCCUCCCAUUUCAACCACAACGCCGCCGCUUGGCAUGCCAGUCUACCCUGUCACGCCGCUGCAGACUCGCACGCUGCCCAAAGCGAUGCCAGUGCGCUCGGGCUCGGAUCCUGAAGAGCAGCUCAGCGGGCUAGCCGUCACUGGCGGUGUUGUAACUCCCAACAGUGGUCGCCGCGUGCCCUUCGGCUCCGCGCAAGCAGCCAGAGCAGCGAGCGUGCAGGAUCUGCGCUCGGCGGCCGACGCCUCCCGAUCAGCAACGUACCCUCCGAGCCCGGCAGACAGCCUCAUGCCUCCGUCAAGAUCGAUGAUUGGAGCAUCGCCCACCGGCACACCUUCGCGACUGGCGAAUCGUUCAGGCGCGUCUCAGCUGUCGCUGAUGCACAGUGGUUCGAUGAUCGAUAUGCACGUCGCUCAAGAAGACCGUGCCGAGCAUCGACUCAACCAGAACGGCUUCCUGCCGGCAACGCCGCUGGGUGUCGAAUCGCCAGCUGCGCUCAACCCAUCCUUUUACGGGUUCCCCGGCGAUGGCGAAUCGUCGCUUCCCGAUGCAGCCGCAUUUGAACGAUCUCGAAUGGUGUCCGGUGACGGCUACGUCGACCCCAUGGCGGCUGGACCGCGCGGACUGGAUCUAGAUCGCGACGACAGCUUUCAACGCAAGAAGAAGGGCUUCCGGGGUCUGUUCUCCAAGCUUACGGGCAACAGCGGUGGUCCCAGCCGGGAGAACACGGGUGGCCCAGCUGCAGGUGGCAGCUUGAACGGCAGCAUCGCCAGUCGCAACGCCAGCAAACGCUCGCAAGGCUCGGCUGCGGAAAGUCCGGGCGCUCGACAAAACUCGUUCAGUGCGGAUCGUUCGCUCGAUGCCAUCAGUCCGCCGCUCAACGGCAUGCUCAGCAAAGCCCGCAAGUCGACCUCUUCGUUCUUCCGCAAUGGCACUGAGCCAGACUUCGAGCCCAGGGCGCGUGCUCUUCAGCAAGGUGGAAGCAACUCGAUCUUCCAGAACCCACCAGGCAUGACGAGCCAAAACAGCCUCGACCUUGGACCAUUCCAGCCUGCCUCGCCGCAAGCGAACGCGCUCGGAAGCCCCAAUGGCCGCAUGACACAGCAGCAGCAGCAACGAAAAGCACCCAAUCCUCUGAUGCAAAAGUAUCUCAACUCGCCCUCGCCGCAGACGCAGGCAUCUCCCGUGUCAAGUCCUGUUCCCAUGGUGCAAUCACCGCUGAGCAACGGACGCAUGUCGAGCUUUGCGAGCAUGCGAGAUCUUCGGCCUUCUGCGUUGCAGUCCAUUCCUGACGUCCAGCAGGGUGUCAACGAGUCGGACCCACGCAAGUCGAUGCGUUCGAGCGGCGGUAGUGCGAGCUUGCGCAAGGAAUUGCCUUCUAUGCCAUCACCCGCAGAUGAUUUCGAGAGGCAACGGACUACUUCGAUUGGAGCAGCGGGAGGAGUCAGGAAUUCUGUGCUCGCAAAUCUAAGCCCGAUGCCAGCUGGUCAAGGCACCAAUGCCGAUACGACAUAUGGAACAAUUCCUGAUGACGCCUCGAUCAACAGCAAUGGGCCUCGACGACCUCCCAGAAACCCACGCCGACGCGAUGGAUCGCUCGAUCAGCCCGGCCUCAGGGACGCCAACGGCCGUGGCAGUGACGGACCCUUGUCUGCUCAACGUGAUUUCCCUCUGCAGGGUCGAUCCUACUCGGAAGCCUACACCGGGGCCAUCGGCUCGCCUAUCGGCACAGAGCAGCGACAGAACAAAAAGUCGAUCUUCCGCCUGCCAUUUGGCCGCAAGAAGCGCGAGUCGACAUUUGGCGCUGCGGACAAGAGCAAUCCCUCGAUCGUGAUUGGCGGUGCCGACGGAUUCGAGCCUCAACCGCAACCAAGGUCGAUGAGCAGCUCCUUCUUACCGAAGCUGCGAUCGCGCAAGAGCUACUCUGGUCUCGGUGUGCCGAAGCCUAGCUUCCAGGCGGAACGUCAACGUGUACUUUCUUCGCCUGCGCACGACGCUUCCGAUGCUGGCUUGCCGCCCCGAAGCCAGAGCGCAUUCGGGAUGGCGCCGACGCAACGAUUCAUGUCGAUGGACCUGCCACGCCGGUCGAUGAAUGUGGGACGCGCCAACGCUCGCAAUCGACUGAGCACAGUGCAAUACGGCGCCGACGACGAUGAAGAGGACGAGGACGAGGAUGACGAGAUGGAGCGCGAGCCAGGCUACGAAGCGGAAUUCGAACGGUACGCACAGGAAGCAGCUGAGGAACGCUACCUCACCACAGGAGCACGUGGUGCUAAGGAUGUGAGCUUCGGCAGAAAGAGUCUCAACUUGCUGCGCGAGGGCUUCAAGAUGCCGCUUCGCACUGUCAGCGGUGACCAGAAGAAGCAGCGCUAA